CAGCGCGUGAAGCGUGUACGGGUCUGAUAGUGCGCGUAUGACAGAGAGAGAGGGAGAAAGAGAGGAAGAGAGAGAGAGGGAGGGAGAGAGAGAAAAACGAAAAGGCUGAGAGAGCGGAUGAGAGAAAGAAGGGGGAGUGAGAGACCGACACUGACAGAGCUGCUGCUACCGCUGCUGCCACAAGCACUCUGAGAGAGGAAGAGAGGAAGAGAAAGCGUGGCUGCCUCCGUUCACAACCCAGCUGGUGCUGCACACCUCUGCACACACACACGCGCUUGUGUGUUUGUGUAUGUGUUUUUUCUUGUGUGUGUUUGCGCGCGCUGCGUGGCUGCACGCACAUGUUUCUGAAAUAGACACCUGGCCACGGAUUGACUGAUGAGAAACGGCACACUGGUCUGGCGGGUGAGCCCCGGUCUGUUCCACUGCGGGCGAGAGAGGACCGGGCACCUGGCGGCUCCCGCGUGACCUGGCGUGACGCGACGGCUAGGAUGGGCUGCAAUUUGUGCACUUUGCAGAAGAGAGAGGAACACUACAAGCUGCUCUACGAGAUUGCCCAGGUCAAUGGGAAGGACCUGUCUCGUGCCAGCCAUGAGGAGGCGGUGGAGGCCUUCCGCAGUGCCAAGGACCCCAUCGUGGUGCAGGUCCUCAGACGGAACCCUGUGGCACGACCCCAUGGGCCCGCUCAGGAGGUCCAGCUGGUGGACGUGUGCACACAGACAGAGAUCACGUUCGAGCACAUCAUGGCGUUGGCCAAGCUUCGCCCGUCAACACCGCCCGUGCCUGAUAUCUGCCCCUUCCUGCUCUCAGACAGUUGCCAGUCUCUGCACACCGUGGGGCAGGAGUACUACGAUGGCUCUGCGUACCUCUCAAACGUGGGGCAGGAGUACUACGAUGGCUCUGCGUACCUCUCAAACGUGGCGGCGGGCGUCGAGAGGAUGGAUGACUUUGAGUACGAGGAGGUUGAGCUGUGUCGGCUGGUCAGUCAGGAGAAACUUGGCCUGACGCUGUGCUACAGGACAGAUGAUGAGGAUGACAACGCUAUCUACGUCAGUGAGGUUGGUCCAAACAGCAUUGCCGCCAGAGAUGGGCGCAUUCGAGAAGGGGACCGCAUCUUACAGAUAAAUGGUCAGGACGUGCAGGACAGAGAGGAGGCGGUGGUGGCGCUCUCCAGCGAGGACAGCAGGAGCAUCGUGCUGCUGGUGGCCAGACCCGAGCUGCAGCUGGAGGAAGGCUGGUUGGAUGAUGAGCACAGCGAGUUCCUGGAGGAGCUGAAGAUGGAGAUGUUGGAGGAGCAGAGGAGAGAGGAGGAGGAGAUGGACAGAGCUGCUAAGCUACAGGAGCAGCCCUGGAGGAGACUGGAGAGUGACAUCAGCGGCGACACGCCCACCUGUUCCUCCUCGGCCAACCAGGACAAAGACAGCGGCCUGGGCCACGCCCACGUGAGCUCGGAGCAGGAGAUGCUGAGCCACAUCCACAGGAGACUGACCCGGUGCCUGCGGGAGCGUCGGGAGGUGGAGGCGUCCGGCGCGGGGAGCGGUCAGCAGGCGCCCGGUGCGGGGAGCGGUCAGCAGGCGCCCGGCGCGGGGAGCGGUCAGCAGGCGUCCGGCGCGGGGAGCGGUCAGCAGGGGGGCGAGCGCGGGGCCGAGGGCGAGCGUGUCCAGCAGCUGCUGGAGCUCAAAUGCCAGAUCCGCAACAGCGGCGAGUACGACCUGUUCUACAGCCGCAGCAGCACCAUCGAGUGCAGCCGGGCGGAGUCGGGUGGAGGCGUGGGGGGGGGCGAGGGGGUGGAGCGCGAGCUGAGGAUGCUCAACGAGGAGCUGCGCAGCAUCGAGCUGGAGUGCCAGAGCAUCAUGCAGGCGCACCAGCUACGCAAGCGCGACCCCCGGACGCCGCCGCUGGUCAAGGAGCCUGGUCGCGGUGGGGGCAGCCCACGCCGACACCACCAGAGCCAGGUUGGGGGCAGCGGCACGGCCGGCAAGCUGGCCGACAUCAACGAGCACCCGGAGAAGUCGGACAAGGACAACAGCUCGAGCGCCUACAACACUGCGGAGAGCUCGCGCAGCACACCGUUGGCCAUGGACCGCUCGCCCGAGCACUCGCUGCAGCGGCUCGUCAGCCUGACCAACCAGCGCAACCUCUGCAGCACCCUGGCCGCCACCGCCGGACGCUCUCCCUUCUCCCCGUCGUCCACUUCCUGUCCGGCCCGCCGCGCGCCCAGCGGAAGCCCUGACCACAGCAACCCGUCCGAGUCGGAACAGACGCCGCCGCCGGCCGACGAGGAAGCCUCGUCCUCCCCCGGUCACCAGCGCCACCUCGUCCUCUGCUCGCAGCAGCAGCCCCGGCCGGCCGAGCGGUCAUCCCGCAUCCCCUACUUCUCCCCCAGCCACAGCUCACCCCACCGCCACGCCCACAUCCCGGCGCACGCGCGCCACUACCAGAGCUACAUGCACCUGGUCCAGCAGCGGUCAGCCGUGGAGUACGCUCAGAGCCAGCUCAGCCUGUUCAGCAUGUGCCCCGAGCCCCAGGUGCAGCCGGAGCAGACGAGUCCGUCGCUCGACCCCAAGCUGGAGUGGAAGGUGAAGGUGCGCAGUGACGGCACGCGCUACAUCACCAAGCGGCCGGUGCGUGACCGGCUACUGCGCGAGCGCGCGCUCAAGAUCAGCGAGGAGCGCAGCGGGGGAAUGACCACGGACGACGACGCCAUGAGCGAGAUGAAGAUGGGUCGCUACUGGAGCAAGGAGGAGCGCAAGCAGCAGCUGACCCGCGCCAAGGAGCAGCGGCGCCGACGCCAGUUCAUGCAGCGCAGCCGUCUGGAUAGCCUACGCGAGAACCCGCAGAGUGGCGGAGAAGGAUCCGGAACCCCAGGCCCAGCGUCCAGCGGCUCGCCCCGCAAGGAGGUCAACAUCAUUGAGCUCAGCCACCGCAAGAUGAUGAAGAAGCGCAACAAGAAGAUUCUGGACAACUGGAUGACCAUCCAGGAACUGAUGACCCACGGCGCCAAGGCGCCCGAGGGAGCCAAAGUCCACAACGCCUUCCUGUCCGUCACCACUGUAUAGAACACUGGACAAAGCGAAACCAAGACAAGGACAACGGAAACAAACUCUACCCCAUGCGGUAUUAUCUACUUUGCCUCGUUCAAUGUGGCAUUUUUAUGUGGAGAGAAAAGACGCGUAAAGAAAACUAUUUUUCACACUUUGUAACCUGAAUAGCAUUUUAUAAACAAUUUGAAUAACUGUCUCAUUUCAUAUCUCGCAUAUUAUUGUUUCUUUUUCCCUUGCUGUUUUUCAUCUUUCGGAAAUGCUUUUAUAUGAAACUACCAAGCCAAGUGCAUUUUUUGUUUAACCUGUAUGUGACAUUCAACAAUCAUGAUUUUAUUUUUGUACUGUUGCAUUCCAUGAGUAGAGCCGUGUUCCUGGUAGGUAAGGUUUUAAUACGAAUGUAAAACACCACACAACAGCUCUCCUCACUGGUUCAUGGGAAAUGUAGUCUGCUGCAGGGUUUUUAGCAUUCUUUGGACACUGUUUCAUGGGAAAUGUAGUCUGCUGCAGGGUUUUUUUUUUGAACAACUUUGGUACUACUUCGUAUUCAGUACGAUGGCGUGACACAGCAGUACUGUAGGUA
Molecule: messenger RNA, 3621 nt
Organism: Alosa sapidissima (American shad)
Lineage: Eukaryota; Metazoa; Chordata; Actinopteri; Clupeiformes; Clupeidae
Product: PDZ domain-containing RING finger protein 4-like
Exons: 8
Coding region: 489-3056 (855 amino acids)
Molecular function (GO): protein binding
Source: RefSeq, a predicted model, not a curated record